AUGAAGAUCUCAGGCCACACUUUCAUCAUCUCUGGCGGCGCGUCUGGCCUGGGACAGGCCUGCGUGGAGGACAUAUGCAACAAUGGAGGUAAUGUCGCCAUUCUGGACAUGAAUGAGGAUAGCGGCAAUGAGCUGGUGUCCAAGCUGGGCUCAUCUGCAAAGUUCUUUGUCUGCGAUGUUCUGGACACCAAGAGCAUCGAGGCCGCCGUCCAGGGAACCGCCGCCUGGGUAAGGGAGUCAGGAAAGCCUGUCGGAGGUGUCAUCCCAGCAGCCGGUGUUGGUAACCCGUCAUCUAUCCUCGACCGCCAUGGCGCGCCAUUCGGCCUAGAUGCUUGGGACUUUGUCCUGAACAUCAACCUACGCGGCACCAUCGAUCUUACCCGCCAGGCACUGGCUCUCAUGGCCAAGAACGAGCCCUCCAAGCCCGACGGCGAGCGCGGCAUUGUCAUCAUGGUCGCAUCGUCUGCGGCCUUUGACGGCCAAAAGGGUCAGGUCGCCUAUGCCGCGAGUAAAGGCGCUGUCGCGGCCAUGACGCUUCCUAUGACCCGUGACCUUGCCCGCUUCGGCAUCCGCGUUGUCACCAUCGCCCCGAGUCUAUUCGAGUCACGCAUGACUUCCAUGAUGUCCGACAAGGUCCGCGCCAGUCUCGAGCGUUCUAUGGAGUUUCCCGUACGUGCGGGUAAGCCUGAGGAAUUUGCGGCACUAGCACGGCAUGCUAUUGAGAAUGUGAUGCUCAAUGGGACAGUGUUGAGGUUAGAUGGUGGCAUGCGGAUGCCGAGUAAGAUGUAG
Colletotrichum tamarilloi is the source of this 789-nucleotide messenger RNA. RefSeq names its product short-chain dehydrogenase. Bases 1 to 789 code for a protein of 262 amino acids. The transcript is spliced from 3 exons. The record is from RefSeq and is a predicted model, not a curated record. Lineage: Eukaryota; Fungi; Ascomycota; Sordariomycetes; Glomerellales; Glomerellaceae.